This is a messenger RNA of Rhinichthys klamathensis goyatoka, 918 nucleotides long. Its product is annotated as putative gustatory receptor clone PTE03. NCBI's taxonomy places the organism in Eukaryota, Metazoa, Chordata, Actinopteri, Cypriniformes, Leuciscidae. Gene Ontology annotation, cellular component: membrane. Gene Ontology annotation, molecular function: olfactory receptor activity; G protein-coupled receptor activity. Bases 1 to 918 code for a protein of 305 amino acids. The transcript has a single exon. Gene Ontology annotation, biological process: G protein-coupled receptor signaling pathway. The record is from RefSeq and is a predicted model, not a curated record.
AUGGAAAAUGGGACAUAUUUUUACUUGAUGUUGUUUGAAAAUCUAGGAUACAUAAGAUAUGCUUUCUUCAGUUUAGGAUUUAUUCUGUACUGUGCUAUCAUGUUAUUUAAUGUCCUUAUUAUGCUUGCAAUAUUUCUGGAAAGGACUUUACACCAGCCCAUGUACAUUCUGAUUUCAUGUUUGUCUUUCAACUCUGUGUUUGGAACAGCUGGCUUUUUCCCAAGAGCACUGACAGACUUGCUGUCUGAUACACACUCAAUCUCCCUUGAAGCAUGUAUCUUACAGUCUGUUGUAAUUUUCACGUAUGCCGCAAAUGAAUAUACAAUAUUAAUGUUAAUGGCAUUUGACAGACUUACUGCAAUCAGUAAACCUUUACGGUAUCACAACAUAAUUACACCAAGGUUUUUGAUUGUUUCAGUAAGUAUAAACAUGGCUUUUCCAAUGAUUUUACUUAGUAUUUGUGGUCUUUUAAGUACAAAACUGAGAAUGUGUGGUAACAAAUUGUUUAAAGUGUACUGCCACAACUAUGAAGUAGUCAAGCUUUCUUGCGAAAGCACAAUAAUUACUAAUGUUUUUGGCUUGUUAAUAUUAAUCACAACUAUUGUAAUCCCUUUAAGUUUGAUAUUAUAUUCUUAUGUAAAAAUUCUUAUUGUUUGUCAAAGAAGCUCAUCACAGUUCAAGGGCAAAGCUUAUCAAACUUGUAUUCCACACAUAGUGGUCCUUUUGAAUUUCUCAAUUGCUGUUAUUUCUGAGGUCACUUUGAGUCGAGUUGUCACCUUAGAACUUCCUAUAUGGCUGUCAGUUUUUCUUUCUCUGGGGUUCCUUAUUAUUCCACCCAUCCUGAACCCUCUUGUUUAUGCUUUUAACCUGCCUGAUAUUCGCAAAAAAAUAAUUUGUCUUCUAAACCCCUCCAGGUAG